AUGAGCGGCCUGCACUUCCACGUGAAUGAGGUCCCCAGCCCGACCUCGACCGUGCUCUUCGGACUUCAGCAGAUGAUGGUCUGUCUUUCUGGUCUGCUCGUGGUCCCUUAUCUGGUAUCUGACAUGCUAUGCGCUGGGGACAAAGCCAUCGAAAUACGGUAUGGUCCGUCAAGAAUCCUCUCUCGUUUUCAGUCCUCCCUGUUCAGAGUCCAACUGAUCUCUGCCACUUUUGUCACCUCGGGUAUUGCUACGAUCCUCCAAACGACGUUCGGAAUGCGGUAAGCGUCUUGCUCCCUCGGCAGUCCGUCCACUGUUCCGUUUUGCAGUCUUUCUAUUCUUCACGGUCCCUCGUUCGCUUUUCUGCCAGCCUUACACACCUUCCAGACGGCGUUCCCGUGUGACGCCAACACGAAUGUCAACAACUGGGAAGAGAAGAUGCAGAUGGUAGAGUUGGCGAGAAAAUAUAAAGUUAACGCAAGCCUCAGAUCGCCGGGAGCUGUGUCGUGGCUGUCCUCAUCAUGCCCUUUCUCGGGUUCACCGGCCUCGUCGGCGCCGUUUCUCAGUACAUCGGGCCGAUCACAAUUGUGCCGAUAAUGAGUCUCUUGACGAUCGGAACGGUUCCAGAUAUUGAGCAGAAAAUGGCAAUGCACUGGAUCUCUAUUGUGUUGGUUUUGCAAAAAGUGUAAUUGAGUUGGCACACUCUUGAAAUGUUCCAGAGAAUUCAUCAUCCUCGUCGUUUUCGUUGUCUUUCUCGAACAUCACGAGGUUCCCAUUCCCGUGUUUUCAUUUUCGCAGAAAAAGUUCCGGUUCAGUCGUCACAAAAUUUUCAGUCAUUUCCCGGUAUCAUUUUCCUUUCCGUUUCCCCCGUUUUCAUCCUCUUCUACAGUAUCUUCUCGGUCUCGGCAUCGCCUGGUUCAUCUGUUUCGUUCUCACCGUCACAAACGCGGAACCGUCCGGAGGCGCCGCUCGAACCGAUCAGAAUGCGAGUGUGAUGGUAUUCGAUCGGACGCCGUGGGUUCAAGUGCCGACGCCUCUGUUCUUCGGCCCUCCGAAGUUCAGUCUAGCCCUCGUUUGCGGGUUUAUGGCCUCUUGUUUGGCCGCAAUGAUCGAAAGUAUCGGCGAUUACAGUUCGUUUUACAGGAGAUCCUCAUCAAAAGCAACACUGUUUUUGUCAGAUUUAUGUGCAAAGAUCUCGAAACAAAGUCGCCCGCCGCCGUCGAACACGAACAGAGCAUUUGUCGUCGAAGGGAUCGGUUGCAUUCUGGCCGCAUUGUGGGGAGUCGGCACAGGAGUGACCACUUAUGCAGAGAACAUUGCGAUUAUGUCGGUGACGAAGGUAGGUGUGAAAUGAUAUUCUGAUCGGAAAUGAUUGAGGAACUAUACGAUCGUAAGCAUAUGGAAUUUCCGAGGCAUACGUGAGGAGAGUGAUUGACAUCUGAACUAUAAUGCGUCUAAGUGAUAAGACAAUUUGAAACCGAAAUACACACUUUUAAUGAUCACACAUUCAAUCGAAACAAAAUGAUCGGUUUCUGUUUUCUAUUUUCUAUUUUCCAGGUCACGAGUCGGAUUACGAUGCAGAUGGCCGGAGUGUUUCUCAUCGGCGCGGGUGUCAUUUCAAAGUUUGCCGCCUUCCUCGCAAUGAUUCCCGAGCCCAUCAUUGGUGGUCUUUUGGCCAUGGGAGUGUGCCUUAUCAACGGAGUUUCCCUGUCUAACUUACAAGUGUGUUUCUGAUAAACAGGUACUGAGAGAACCAGGAAGUAUCUAUUCAGACGGUCGACUUGCGUCUCUCUCGGAAUCUAACGAUCAUCGGAAUAGCAAUCAUCAUGGGAAUUACGAUACCAAGCCACUUUGAAAAGUCACCGUUGAAGACAGGUGCGCAAUCGGACACGACUGACUCAUUCUAUUUGAUACUCUUUGCAGGCAAUCAAGUGGUGGACGACGUGUUUGGAACACUUUUGACCAUCAGAAUGCUCAUCGGCGGCUUGAUCGCGUUUGUUCUGGAUAACUUGGCCGGUGGGGCCACGAGGAAGCAACGUGGCUUCGUGGCAGAUGGAGAAGACGACGAAGAAGUGAGCGUCGAUCGGAAUGGAUACGCCCUGCCUUCAUGGCUCAACAACUUCCUUUUGAAACACACGUGGAUGACCUACUUGCCAAUCGUUUCUUCUGAACGGGAAAUCUUAAGCAUCGAGGAGAAACGGAACAAAUUGCGUUUAGAAAAAGCAUAA
Molecule: messenger RNA, 2225 nt
Organism: Caenorhabditis sp. 36 PRJEB53466
Lineage: Eukaryota; Metazoa; Nematoda; Chromadorea; Rhabditida; Rhabditidae
Source: the annotation of a GenBank genome assembly